AUGCACGACAAACUCGGAUGUGACUGGCAAUUGGGCCCCAAACUCGCUCAGCUACUUGCGCAAACAGGAAAAUAUCUUGAGCAACAAGUCAUUCCAGACGCAAAUGACAAUGGCGGUAAUUCAAUCUAUGGAUUCAAAGAAAUGUUCGGCAACAUUCCAGGUACUACUAUUGCGGACAUCUUUCAAGAUGUUGAUGAAGGUGUGACCGAAACGUGGGAUGCAAGGACUGUGAGAAGGCCAAAUAUCGUCUGUGUUCGAGAAGACGUCACGGAAAUCGCAGCAGCCUGGAAUCAUUGCAAGGCUGGAUUAACAACAGGAAUGACAGCCGAUGGCGCCCAAGACAUUUAUCUUUGCCCAAGAUUUUGGGACGCCACGUAUCCAGAUUUUCCGGCCCCAUCCAAUUGCCCAGCUCUGAACGUCGAUGGCACUGAUUUUGCGGACCAGGAUUGUAUCAACAAUAAUUGCACUGACGGACACCUAAAAAUCAAUGGCAACAAAUGGUCCACGAUCAUUCACGAGCUCAUGCACAAAUAUACACCUAGUUGGCAGACCAAUGAGAAAUACAGAUAUAUCGAUGUCGUUACGGGUGGGCCAGACUUCCAACUCAACAAUCCUAGAAAUUAUGAAUAUUACGCCAACUUCGUACUUGCGAAAUGUACCAAAUUCCCCAAAGGACCUCAAUACACCCGCCCAUCAAGACGCCUGAAUCGACGCAUAACAUUUUCAAACAAUAACUGGCCAGACUUAGAGGUUGACGAGGAAGAGAUUUUUGUCCCUGAUGAGAAGCUGAUAGAUGCGGAAAAUCAGGCUCGUGUUAUACUAGCCGCGAUCAACGGCGAGGGAAAUCAAGUAAACACUUAG
Molecule: messenger RNA, 861 nt
Organism: Bacidia gigantensis
Lineage: Eukaryota; Fungi; Ascomycota; Lecanoromycetes; Lecanorales; Ramalinaceae
Exons: 5
Coding region: 1-861 (286 amino acids)
Molecular function (GO): metallopeptidase activity
Source: RefSeq, a predicted model, not a curated record